AUGAUUACAAUUAAGCGAAAAGCAUUGUCACUUGAAGAUAAAGUGAAGAUAUUGAAAAUUGUUGAUGAAAAAUCUCAAAUUAAAAAUCAAACAGAGUUAGCUGCAGAGCUUCACUUACCAGUUUCAACGUUACGUACAAUUUUAAAUAAUAGACAAGAAAUUAACGAAAAAUACAGAUUGGGAGGUGGGAAAAGAAAAAAGCAAAAGGUAGGAAAGUUUGAUCAAUUAGAGAAAGUUUUAGUGGAAUGGCUUCAUCAAUCACGUGCUUUAAAACUGCCCAUAAGUGGCCCCAUAUUAUGCGAAAAAGCGCGUAAAAUUGGUGAAAGUUUGCAAAUUACAGAUUUUACCGCUCCAAAUGGUUGGAUAGAUCGUUUAAAAAACCGUCACGGCAUUGUGUAUCGUCAAAUCAAUGGGGAAUCGGAGAUAGUGGCAGAAGAAGAUGUUGAUACAUGGAUAGCACAACUUCCUGCAUUUAAAAAAAUUAUGAACCGUGAAACAUUUUUAACGCAGACGAAUUCGGUUUAUUUUAUAAAUCAAUGCCAGAUAAAUCGUAUGUCUUCAAGGGAGAAACUUACCAUGGUGGCAAAGCAAGUAAAGAGAGACUCACUGUCCUGGUCUGUGCAAAUUCUGAUGGGUUGGAAAAGUUACGUUUGCUAG
Messenger RNA from Parnassius mnemosyne (clouded apollo), 657 nucleotides. NCBI's taxonomy places the organism in Eukaryota, Metazoa, Arthropoda, Insecta, Lepidoptera, Papilionidae. The record is from the annotation of a GenBank genome assembly.